AUGGAGCCGGGCCCCCGGCGGAGCCCCGCCGCCCGGCCGGGCUGUGCGCGGAGGUGGCGGCGGCGCUGGGCGCUGCUGGGCGCGCUGCUGGGCGCCGCGCUGUUGCUGUACGCCUGCCUGCGGGAGCUGCGGCGGCACGGCUCGGCGGCGGGCCGGUCCGAGGGCGAGGUGACCGUGCUGCUGUGGUGGGAGCCCUUCGGCCGCCCCCGGCGCCCGGCCGACUGCCGGCGGCGCUACAACGUCACGGGCUGCCGCCUGAGCGCCGACCGCGGGCGGUACGGCGAGGCGCGGGCCGUGCUCUUCCACCACCGCGACCUGGCGCUGCACGGCGCCCAGGGGCUGCCCCGCGGGCCCCCGCCGCGACCCCCGCGGCAGCUGUGGGUGUGGAUGAACUUCGAGUCGCCCUCGCACUCCCCCGGGCUGCGGGGCCUGGCCGGGCUCUUCAACUGGACCAUGUCCUACCGGCGGGACUCGGACGUCUUCGUGCCCUACGGCUAUCUGUACGUGCCGCCGACGCCGCGGCCCUUCGUGCCGCCCCGCAAGAGCCGGCUGGUGGCCUGGGUCAUCAGCAACUGGAACGAGGAGCACGCCCGCGUGCGCUACUACCGGCAGCUGAAGGAGCACCUGCCCAUCGACGUGUACGGGGCGCGCGGGAUGGCGCUGCUGGAGGGCAGCGUGGUGAAGACGGUGUCGGCCUACAAGUUCUACCUGGCCUUCGAGAACUCCCAGCACACCGACUACAUCACCGAGAAGCUCUGGAGGAACGCCUUCGCCGCCAGCGCUGUGCCCGUUGUCCUUGGCCCCCGCAGGGCCAACUACGAGCGCUUCAUCCCCGCCGACUCCUUCAUCCACGUGGACGACUUCCCCAGCCCGCGGCUGCUGGCCACCUACCUGAAGUUCCUCGAUAAAAACAAGCCCAGCUACAGGAGGUAUUUCGCCUGGCGGAACAAGUACGACGUCCACGUCACGUCUUUCUGGGACGAGCAUUACUGCAAGGUGUGCGAGGCCGUGAGGACGGCGGGGGAUCAAUUGAAGACGGUACGGAAUCUGGCCAGCUGGUUUGAAAGCUGAUGUUCCCGAGGCGAGCUCAGCCAGCUUCUCCCAACAGCGAAUGCACUGAGGUACAGGGAAACCCUGUGAGACCUCCUGCCUGCCAGAGCCAGUCUGUCCUCAGUGAGAAAAGCAUACAGAUAGAGGUAAACAAACGAAGAAGAAGAUUUUUAUUACGGUGCAAAAUGAAAUUACGGAGAAGCAUCAGGCAAGGCGAUUCUGCAAGAGCGAAGCUAAACUUUCAGCAGUCGUGCUGGUCUGAAACCUUUGCAGUUGUUUGCAGAAUAACCUAUGCCAAGUCCUUCAGCUGUGCAGCUGGAACCAAUUUUGUCAGCUAUGACAGCUUCCUGGACCGUGAAACUUUCUUUUGCGUAUGGGGGAUACGCGAUCAGUGCUGGCUUUCUGCGUUCCAAAGACAAAAGCAAAUAUUUCCAAUGGUGAUUAUUAUGAAAAUCAGAGCUAUUUGCUGACAAAUGCUGAGCCACAAAUGUUGAACUUAAGAAUGUGAUGAUACGGUAGCACUUUUUAGCAGUUUUAAAUUGCAGCAGCCAAAUAAUAAUUCUUUGAGCCAAAUAAAAAUUCCAUGUAGGAAAAAGGGUAUGGAAGGGUUUGAGUGGAACAAACAGCUCAGAUGGCAGAAAGUAUUUAUUGUGAGCACAGUUGUCCUUUUUGAAAGCAGAGAAGAGCUUCAAGUACAGGAAAAGACAGAAGGCAGACAGAAAGCAGGAACAUUUCCACCCUCCCUUUAUUCAGGAAUUAGAGAAUGUUUACAGGAGACUGCAUGUUUUUCAAUGCAAGAUUACUGCCAUAUAAGAAAAAGCAGGGAAAGGCUCAAGAUGGCAGGGUUUUAUUGCUGUACUCAAUCUGUACAUGGGAAGGCUAACUUUCUGUUGUGUGUACAGCAAUAAUGGCAACAAAGAUACCAAAGUUAAGUCCCCAAAUGCUACCUCCCAGAAGGAGAAUUACUGUAGACAGUAAGGUCUAAACUGCUGCUGAAACACAGGUUAUAUGAAGGAAGUAUAUGAAGAGAAAGAAGAAAGUUACUGUUCUUUACAUUUGGUUUUGGGGAUUUCCUCCACCUCAUUUUUUUUUUCAGUCUGUUCCUAGAACUCUAGGCUGCCACUUCCUCACGCGGUCUGCCCAGAGCAUUGCAGUUCUUCCUUUGCUGGCUGCCACAGUGGAAUAAAAUCAAGGGCACCAGGCAGGUGGGGAGAGAAGAAAGUUAGAUGCAAGUGAAAGCUCAAUGUGUGAGAUUUAUUUAGGUUAGAAUGGGAUGAGGUUUGAUUUGAGCAAUGAGGGCUGCCAGGUGGAUGCUGUUGAAACUUAGCAGCUGCAUUUUAAGUUACCUGUGCCCAGUAAUUGUGUAAGUGUGGAACUGAAGAAUAUUGGGAAAAAAAAUCUGUUACAGUGUUACAGCUUAUGAAUACUUUUGCACAGGUUUGCUGGGGCAGAGCUUGGAAGGCCCUGCUUUUAUUGUUAUCUGCUUUUGUGCAGGGAAAGAUGGUUAAAAGCACUUCUGAAUGUGGCUGUUGUUUGUGCCAGAGCUGCCGGAGAGAUUUUAUUGGGAAAGCAGAGGACUCAGUGCAAUGCAGGGUGUUGUUGGGGUGUUCCUGAUGCUGUGCUUUAAUUCCAGCUCUUCUGAAAGGGUUGUUCAGAGCACAGUCGUGAUCCUCACUUGCAAGAUCUUCUGCUGCCCUGCCAGCUGGUAAAAUAAAUUGGUUUUUAUUAUUCUAAAAGUACAAUUCCAAGGAUAGCAUAAACCUAACAGCUGAGUGCCAGGAUAAUACAA
Molecule: messenger RNA, 2839 nt
Organism: Centrocercus urophasianus (Greater sage-grouse)
Lineage: Eukaryota; Metazoa; Chordata; Aves; Galliformes; Phasianidae
Gene: FUT4
Product: fucosyltransferase 4
Exons: 1
Coding region: 1-1071 (356 amino acids)
Cellular component (GO): membrane
Molecular function (GO): alpha-(1->3)-fucosyltransferase activity
Source: RefSeq, a predicted model, not a curated record